AUGUCAUCUCCGAUCGGCUCUUACAAACCCACUCCCAGCACAUCGCAAGGAAGACCUAGAGAGAAGCCCACCUACGGGCGUUGUCAAGAGCUCUGGUUUGAGGACGGCAAUGUGAUUUUCCAAGCACAGCGCACGUUCUUCCGGGUCCAUCGCGGCGUCUUAUCGGCGAACUCGUCAGUCUUCCGAGAUAUGUUUUCGUUCCCGCAGCCCGCGACUGUAAACAUCGUGCCCGAGGUCGAGCUACAUGAUACAGCCAAGGAAGUCGAGCACUUCUUCAAGACCAUUUUCAUUGCAGGAUACUAUGACAAACGCUGCAAGAGCGACUUCGAGGUGGUCGCCGCCGUACUGAGGCUCAGCACUAAGUACGACGUCCCAAGUUAUCGCCAGCGAGCCAUUCGCCAACUAGCCCUCAUCUAUCCAACCACCUUGGACGGAUGGGAUGCUCGGAACAGACGUUCCGACCUCUACAGCGGCUUCAUCGAGCAAGCAGCUGCAGUCGUUGGGCUCGCACGAGAGACGCAUGUCCGCGCGCUGAUACCAUCUGCUAUGUAUACAUGCUGCGAGAUGGGUACGGGGCAUAUUCUCAAGGCGAAGGCGGAUCCCGCGAAGUCCAUACUCGGUCUAUCGAGCUACGAUCGGCGAUGUUGCCUUCUUGGCCGUCAAAAGCUCGUCACUGCUUGGAGAUCAGAGGUAUUUUCCAGAAGGUGUCUUACCCCAGAUCAGUUGGAUUUCUUUGCAUGGUUCGAAGGCCCGAAACAUGAGAUGUGCCAUGCAGCGAGGCUGAAGUGGCUAGCGCGAGAAGAUGUAUGGAAGAUGGCGUUUGGUACUGAAUGGUGCAAUCCCCUCCAAACAUUGUGGCCACAGACUGGGCUAGAAAUGUGCGCGGCCUGUGACGCUGCAUUCAUCGCGAAUCUCGAACACAUCAGAGAACAAAUCUGGGAGAAGCUACCUUCGCAUUUCGGGUUUUCGGACUGGACAACUGUACGAGAGGAACUAAAGGAGUGUUUACAGGAAGAGGAUUCUAGAGACUCCUAG
Messenger RNA from Gloeophyllum trabeum ATCC 11539, 1035 nucleotides. RefSeq lists its product as uncharacterized. The coding region runs from base 1 to 1035 and encodes 344 amino acids. The transcript has 2 exons. Lineage: Eukaryota; Fungi; Basidiomycota; Agaricomycetes; Gloeophyllales; Gloeophyllaceae. Gene Ontology annotation, molecular function: protein binding. The record is from RefSeq and is a predicted model, not a curated record.